AUGCGAAAAGACGACGUAGAAGUUGAAGCUCAGGGCGCUGGGCCAAAUGAAACUACUUCAUUACUCUCAGAUGUACCCAUUACAACUCUUGAUGAAUUCCAAGCAAUCGGCGCUCCUGUGGAAAGGUCCUCUGUCCUUGGUCGUGAAGUGACCCUAUUAUCCGCAAUUAUGCUGAAUAUCGGUCAGAUUACGGGUUCUGGUAUCUUUGCUGUACCUGGAGUCAUCCUAAACUCAGUUGGCUCAGUCGGGGUUCUGUUGCUUUACUGGAUAUUAACGCCAAUUUUCGCGUACGCUGGAAUAUCUUUAUAUAGCGAAUUUGCAAGUAUGUUUCCAAACAGAUCUGGGGCCGAGGUUGUAUAUCUGGAGCAAGCGUACCCCAGACCCCGCUUUCUUGUUUCCACCGCAUUCGCUGCCACCGCAAUCCUGACUUCAUUCAGUGCCUCGAAUUCAAUCGUAUUUGCGCAAUACACGUUAUCUGCCUUCAAUGUCCCGAUCACAGCUCAAAACCAAACUGUCACCGCGUUAGCUAUGAUAUUCGUGACUAUUGCGUUUGUCGCCUUUUCCACCAAAUGGUCUCUACGGGUUGUCAACUUUCUUACAGUUUUCAAGGUUUUAUCACUAGUUUUCAUUGUUGCUACUGGACUGGCAGUAUUGCUGGGGUUGACCCGAAUUGAGGAUCCCUAUGCCAAUUUCCACAACCUUUUUGAAGGCACUUCGUGGAAUCCAAAUUCACUUGCCACAGCAUUUGUGAAAUCAAACCACGCAUUUGUUGGUUACAACAAUGCUUUCAAUGUACUCGGCGAAGUUCGCAGCAAGGAUCCUGUCAAAACUGUUCGCAGAGCCGGAAUAAUCUCUCUUUUAUCGGUCUCUGUUUUGUUCUUAUUUAUAAAUAUUGCAUACGUCGCAGCUGUUCCACAAGAAGACAUACGAAACUCUGGGCAGCUCAUUGCGGUGUUAUUCUUUCAGCGUGUCUUUGGGACUACAGGUGCAAGAACGAUUGGCCACACACGCGUAAUUCGAGAGGUCGCCAGACAAGGCUUGUUGCCGUAUCCUGGCGUCUUCACGUCUAUAAGGCCUUUCGGGACGCCUCUUGGCCCUAUAGCACUGAAAGGCCUUUUGACCGUCCUCGUAAUUGUUGCUAUACCUGCUAGAGAUGCGUUUAAUUUCGUGUUGGAUCUGGCAUCUUACCCAUCCUUGGUUUUCAAUUGCGCUCUGGCGUUAGGUCUAUGGGCCCUCCGCCGACGCAGGGCGCUGGCCAACAUAAAACCUCCCGCAUUUCAGGCCAAAAAUUCCAUUGUCGCAUUGUACCUCACCUCUUGCGUUUUGUUACUCUUAAUGCCAUGGGUACCACCGGAACCUGGCCAUGCUGACGUUUCGUUUUGGUACGCCACGUACUGUGUGGCGGGUAUUGGCCUCCUUGGGUGUUGUGGCUUGUAUUACUGGGUGUGGAUCAUUUUCUUACCCAGGUAUUAUGGGUAUGAAAUUAUCGAAGAGGUUCAAUACCAUGCAGACGGUGCGAAGAAUACUCGACUGACGGAGCACUCUCAUUAA
Psilocybe cubensis is the source of this 1551-nucleotide messenger RNA. RefSeq lists its product as uncharacterized. The coding region runs from base 1 to 1551 and encodes 516 amino acids. Gene Ontology annotation, molecular function: L-amino acid transmembrane transporter activity. Gene Ontology annotation, cellular component: membrane. The record is from RefSeq and is a predicted model, not a curated record. The transcript has 14 exons. Lineage: Eukaryota; Fungi; Basidiomycota; Agaricomycetes; Agaricales; Agrocybaceae. Gene Ontology annotation, biological process: amino acid transmembrane transport.